CGUGUUUCCGUCGUCGUAGACGGAGCUGUAAUUCAUCAUCAUACGGUGGCGGUGGUGUGGAUUUCAGUAAUGUCACGUACCAUUCAACGGACACCAAGCGUCUCGGAUUGAUCAAAGCUCGUAACGAAGACAAACAGAGAAAAAGAGGGGAAGGUCAAUGCUCGUAGAUAUAUAUUUUGACAACUGAAACGAGAUCUUUAUCCCUCAUUUCUCCAUCUUUUUCAGAAAWUUUUAUCGAAGGUCGUUCCACAUUGUAAGAAAAUCCGUGUAAUUUGUUGCAGUGAGGGAGACAUCGUAACGUGAUCGUUUUCGCUGCUCUGUUUUUGAAGCUCUUAAAGAGAUUUCUUAACGAAUGUUCGAGAUCUCCGACGAAGUGCUUAACGUAUAGAACUGCUUUUGCUAUUUUGCACAUUGGUGGAGAUUGGGGGAACACAAACUUAUUGGAGAAGAGGCUUUAUAUGAGCCUAUACCGAACAAUUCAGAAGUGAGGAUUUGUUGAAUAUGCCAUUCAGUUGUUUAGUUGGAGACAAUACCAAAGAAGACGCCACCAACAAAGAAUUAAGAAACAGAAUUCAAAUGAAAAACGGGGUUUCUCAUGGGAGAUCACAUAUCGUUCCUGAAAACUUUGAUCCACGAUCAUCGCCGUCUUCAACCGAAGGUAGCAAAUGGGAUAAUUUGCCGGUUGAGUUACUUCUUGAUAUAAUCCAGCGUGUGGAGGCUAGUGAGACCUCAUGGCCUGCUAGAAGAGACGUUGUUGCUUGUGCUACAGUUUGCAGGUCGUGGAGAGAUACUGUAAAACAGCUCGUUAAAACUCCAGAGCAAUGCGGAUUGAUCUCAUUCCCCAUGUCAUUAAAGCAGCCUGGACCAAGAAACGAGCCAAUUCAAUGCUUUAUAAGGCGGGAUAGGGCUACUUCCACGUAUCUGUUAUAUCUAGGCUUGAGCCCAGCACUAGCUGGGGAUGCAAGUAAGUUGCUUUUGGCAGCGAAGAAAGUGAGAAAGGCCACGAGGACAGAGUUUUUGAUAUCUUUAACUGUUGACGGAUUUUCUCGAGCUAGCAAUACUUAUGUUGGGAAGCUAAGUUCAAAUUUCCUCGGCACCAAGUUUUCAGUUUACGACGUUCAGCCUUCUUACGACUCUACAAACAAGGCGAUACCUAAAUGUGGUUCAAAGAAGGUAUCACCURUGGUUAAAUCUAAAGUGUCCGUCAUAUCAUACGAGCUUAACGUUCUGCGCACAAAAGGACCAAGAAGAAUGCAUUGCACCAUGAACUCAAUCCCCACCUCUGCAGUUGAAGAAGAUGGCACAGCUCCUACUCCACCAACAUUCGCAGAUCAAACCGAUCAGGAUUUCUCAGAUUCAACUCGAAAAACAUAYGAGAAGGAGCCACUGGGAUCAUCAGCUUUUGAGAAAAGCAAUCCAUUGAUUAUGAGAAACAAGACACCCAGGUGGCACGAGCAGCUGCAGUGUUGGUGUCUAAACUUCAAAGGCCGUGUUACAGUGGCAUCGGUUAAGAACUUCCAGUUGGCAGUCGAUCCAUCCCAAAAUGGUCGAUCUAUAGAACAAGAUGACGUGAUACUACAAUUUGGGAAAAUCGGGAAAGAUAUCUUCACGAUGGAUUAUCGAUACCCGCUAUCUGCAUUUCAAGCAUUUGCGAUAUGUUUAAGCAGCUUUGACACUAAACCGGCAUGUGAAUGACAACGUUAUAUAUGUUUGAUCGAU
Messenger RNA from Cynara cardunculus var. scolymus (artichoke), 1719 nucleotides. RefSeq names its product tubby-like F-box protein 6. Lineage: Eukaryota; Viridiplantae; Streptophyta; Magnoliopsida; Asterales; Asteraceae. The record is from RefSeq and is a predicted model, not a curated record. Gene Ontology annotation, molecular function: protein binding. Bases 502 to 1695 code for a protein of 397 amino acids. The transcript has 6 exons.